AAACGCACGUGCACCGGACACACGCACUUGAACACGCAACGUUCCGGCUUGGAGCUCACGCCGUUCUAGAUUUGUCGAUCGCAAGCGCUUGUGUCGGUGCCAGUGGUGUUGCAACAGGUUUUCUCAGCCGGGCUUCGGCAAAUUCGAGGAAAAAAAAGGAGAAAAACGAGUCGAGGGGGCGAGACGAGCUUUAACGCGUAAAAUAGAUCCGCUGUCAGCAGAAACGAGGCACAGCUCGGUAAUGUUCAGGUGCUUGGAAAAAUCCAGGUUGCCUUGAGAGAAUAAUCCGAAGCUUAAUGCAUUUUGUGGUCUGGAUGAGGUUCUUUUUUUUUUUUUAAAUCAGAUAAGCAAACACCGCAGAUGUAGGUCAGUGGAAAUGUCAGCCGGGCUUUGUCGUUUGUCUUCAAUCAUCGUUUUGUUUUUUUCUGUAGAGGAGGUUUGGUUUUUUUUUUUUCCGGCUGCCGCCGAGUGUUCGUCGAUGAGAUGAAUGAUGAAACCGAUUUCAUUCAGCCUCAUCAUGACUGGAGCGCAUUGAUUCAUACUUGCAACACCGAGUGCAGCCAGUAGCUUUCAUUCACAAAAAAAAAGAACCUGCAGUUCACAGAAUCAGAUCCAUUCACAAAUUGCCAGAUCUGAGACCAGAGGCACGCUAUUAGCUUUUCUAAAUGCUGCUUUAGAGUGAAGACGUGCAAGGCACCAGCCUACACAUGGAGUCCAGGGUUCCCCACCACAUCCCCGGCGUGUCCUCCUCCCUCAUAUCUCAGCCCUUGCUGGACAGUCGAGUGCCCUACGGUCGCCUGCAGCACCCUCUUACCAUCUACCCCAUCGACCAGAUAAAGUCCUCGCAUGUGGAGAACGACUACAUCGACAGCCCCGCCGUCGUGUCCCAGCAGCCCUCCAGCCAGAAGUCCGUGAACCGGAGAAUCAAUUGGCUCGGUCAGAAUCAGGAGGCCUUCCUGGGGGCAAACAACAACCAUCAUCAUAAUCACCAACACCAGCACCACCAGCAGGGCAGGUGCGAGCCCCAGCCCCACCCCAACCAGGACAGCACCACCCACCCUUGGAUUUCUUUCAGUGGGAGGCCCAGCUCUAUCAGCAGCAGCAGCAGCACCUCGUCUGAUCAGAGGUUGUUGGACCACGCCGCCCCCACCCCGACGGUGGACCACCACCCAAACCUACACCCCCACCAGGGCCCCGUCAACACAAUUUGCACCCGAACUCCAGGCAGCUUUACUUCCUCCGAAUCGAAAGUCCUCACUUCCUCGUCCUCUGCUUCCUCCUGCGCCUCCUCUAAAUCGCUGGACCUCAAGUCUGCAAAGAUGCCUGCGGGAGGCGUGUGCACCACCGGAGGCCAGCAGGGGCUGGCGCUGAUACCUUCCUCCCCGGCCGAGAAGAAGCACCUCCUUCUCUGCGAGCAAUGCGGAAAGUGCCGAUGCACGGAGUGUACGCUCCCCCGGACCCUGCCCUCCUGCUGGGUCUGCAACCAGGAGUGCCUGUGCUCUGCUCAGAGCCUGGUGGAUACAGCCACCUGCAUGUGCCUGGUCAAAGGGAUCUUCUACCACUGCACCGAGGAUGAAGACGACGAGGGCUCCUGCGCCGACAAGCCGUGCUCGUGCUCCCAGGCCAACUGUUGUGCGCGCUGGUCCUUCAUGGCUGCCCUUUCACUCGUCCUGCCCUGCCUGGUCUGCUAUCUACCAGCUACGGGUCUGGCCAAACUGGGACAGAAGUGUUACGACAACGUUAGCAGGCCCGGGUGCCGCUGCAAGAACUUGCAGGGCGCCGUGAGUGCCCCUCUGUGUAAAAACGGAGGCGUGGAAGCAAAAGUUGGGACACUAGAAAAGCAGGGAUCAUGAUAGUGGACAAAAGAACUGGCUAGCGGUGGCCUUGCUAAGAAUUGGACAGGACCACUCAGUACUUGCUUGUUCUCUAUGGAUAGGACAAUCCAACACCGACCCCUUAAACUACCCCAUUAAUCUACUGGAAGGUGACUUAUGUAAAACAAAGGUACUUAAAUGGCUCCUCGACCUAUGUUGGAUGAUCAGACGAGGCCUAUUGAAGAAGAAGAGACAAGAUCGUGGGACUGUUUUUUUUUGUUUGUUUCCUAAAUGAUGGCCGAAGGCACAAAGUCGUUGUACCUCUCUGCUGCUCCGUAUUCCUCAACUAAUUUAGUAACGGUGACUAACCAGAAGCCGGUUGCUGAACCUCAGAUAACGAGAAAGUUAUUUAAUGGAAAUAAAUAUCUGUGCGCUUCCCCGCCGCCCCCAACAAGCACAGCCCAGUGUCCGUCUGUCUGAACAGACAAGUGUUCACCUGUACUGGUGCUCGAUGAAGUGCCAGAGUGAAACCACCUCUUACUCGCUCUCUCCACUACUAUGACGAACACCAUCUGUUAGUGUCGCCCUUUUACCUCUUUUAGCUUAAAGAUGCUAGCUUGGUAACGCUAAAACGUAUCUCAAAAUAUUCAUCUCCACGGAGGAGCUGUAAAAAAAAAAAAACGAGCCUUUGUCAGACUUAAAGAUAUUAAAAUGUUUCCAUUAUUCUUAUUCUGUCUUGUGCAUAAGCAGUCGUAGAGCAACAGAGAGAGAGAUAAUAACUUUAACGUCCGUUUCCUGUUUUUAGGGGGUAAAUCCCAGAGAUUCUAAAAGUUUUUGAAUGCUGUUCACCAUUCACCUCAGAGGUAAUGCAUGUCAUGAACUGCAUGCUCUAGUGUAAUGGUUAGCCACCAUGCUAGAAGUUGAUGUGUCGUAGAGAAAUUGUGUAAAAAAAAGUACACCCAACCUUCUCAGGGACUGUUUCAGUAAUCCUCUCUAGAACUUGGCCUACAGCAUGUUGAUUUCUAAACUGCCGAAGAGCCCGUCCUACUUCAAUCUUUGCACAAGAAAGCAAAGAACAUUUAGGGGGUGAAAAGGCAAUAGUGAAUAAUUUAAAACAAGUAAGCUAAGCGAGCGACAAACUGGCCAGAAAGUAAGGUUUCAAGGGGAGAGGGGAUGCAAGUGCGGGAGAGCGUAGAGAGGGGAGAGAAGGCAUAGCAAAGUCGUUGUCGUGUUCAUAUCUAGCCAGCCUUUGUCGAAAGUCGAACCUGCCACCUGCACAACCUUUUUCAGAGGACGCAAACCCCCUUAAAAGGAUGUACUAAAGCACAGUAUUAACCACCACCUCUCACGUUACGUUUGCGUGCACGACAUUUAGUCCACACACCCCAAACCUCCCCGUCUACACACAGUGUCUUCAUUCAAUUCUAAUCAUGCUGCAGAGCUGCGUCAGCCAGAUAGUCUGUAUUUUAUUCUUAAAGUCUAUUUUUGUGGCUUGCGUUAUGUUCUUAGGACUUUGCCAGAGGAAGCUAGCAUACAGUAGCUUGUUUUCGCUGUCUUGAGUGAUCACAGUUGUUAUGCACAUUCGCCAAAUGGAGUUGACGGCAGUUGGUUCUUAAAGGCAUUCUGCCCUUUAAUACAGAUGGCCUUUUCUGUUGGGCAUAAAGGCCGACUGUCUCUGUCGCUCCAUAACACACACCUCCCCUUCGCGUCGGACCCUUAACUUCCAUUAGGGUGCCUAACUUUGCUCAUAGCUGUGUUUGUCUUGUUGCACAAAGCUGAUAUCACACAGGGGGAAAAAAAGGAGAAAACACACACACACACACACACACACACACACACUGUCCUUAGUCUUGAAUGUAUGAGGCAAUAUUUUCAAACCUAGCAAUUCAGUCCGAGAGAAAGGUGCCAAAACUGAGAAUGAUUGUGUGACUGGGCAAAGGCCUAACGCGUGUACGUGGGCGGUAAAAAUCACAAAUGUUUUGACGAUAUAUUUAGUAAUAGAGCUAUGCAGGUAAAAUGUUAUUUGCUGUAAAUAGUUUCACAACAUUUGUGUUCUUUAGAAGAGACUUUUAAAAUGUCCUUGAAAGAUUGCAUGGUACGUUAUAACUAAAAUUCAGUACAAAAUAUAUAGAGAAUAUAUUAGAUAUAUAUUUUGAGGGUAAGAUGUUUUUGAGGGGGAAAAAAAGAGGGAGGGUGGCAAGAGGAAGGUUCGGGAAGGGGUAACAACAACAAAAAAACGACAGGUCUUUCUAUCACUAGCACUUGAUUUAGAAAAGUAUGCCGGGCAAUAAAAUAAAAAAGAAGAAGAAGAAAACCCCCCUCCUGCUGUUAAUGCUAUCCACGGCUCAUUAGCAGUGGAGAGGCUAAGCUAAUUCCCUGGUUGCUCUCCCGAGUCCUGGAGACCCAACCUACCCCUCUCCGGAUCAACCCGUUUCCUGCUGUUACUGCUCAGCGUCUCAGCACUCGCUCCCCUCUUUUCCUCCCUCCCACCUCCCCUCCCCUCGCCUCCCCUCCUCUCUGCCCUCGUCUUCCCUCCUUCCUCUCCGAGAAGUAGUCCAACAAAACACCCCUGGCCUUGAUUGACAAACACAGCUGCUGUGCAUAAACGUGUCAUACCGCGGAGAAGGGAGAGAAAGACGAGCCUGUCUCCCUUUCUCUCCCUCUCCCUCUCACCCCCCCCUCCGUCUUUGUCUUUACUCUGGGUUUCAUAGUUCUGUGCCAUCUUUUUAAUAAGUGGAUGCCUUUCUUUUCCUUUUAUUAGACAGCCCCGUCACUGUGGGAGUAUCACUCCUCACUUCGCGUUAGCUUUAUACUUUUUUUUAUGUGAUCACCGGCCUUUUCAAGGUGCGGGAUAAUCAUCCAACGACAACAACUCAAUGAUUACAAUAUUUGUAUUCUUCUCUUCUUUUUCCUGCUACAAUGCUUUUACACACCCUUUACUUUGCGGGCACAGAUGUUUUCUUUUUUUUCGACCCAAACAAGAGGAGAAGUCUCUUACAGCUGGGUGAAAGACUCUGUUCCUUUAUGCCUUUGCAAUGUCAAUGUUUGGGAUUCAGAACGAGAUCCGUGCUUUUGUUUUGUUUAGAUAUAACAAACAGAAAAAAAAAAUCUCUCAUAUAAAAGGUUCCCUUUAUAGAUAUUUAUUUUGAAGUUCUAUUUUAUAUAGUAUUUAUUUAGAUGGCAACUUUUUUGUUUGUGAAGAAAGCUUAUGUCGAAAAGGAAUGUACAUUGACAAUGGAAAUAUAUAUUGUUAAAUAUACAA
Molecule: messenger RNA, 5076 nt
Organism: Gasterosteus aculeatus aculeatus (three-spined stickleback)
Lineage: Eukaryota; Metazoa; Chordata; Actinopteri; Perciformes; Gasterosteidae
Source: RefSeq, a predicted model, not a curated record